AUGGUCAAGGUCAGCACUACUCUUUUCACCAUCUCCUUCUCCUUGUCCCUGUCCCUGGUCUCCGCACACGGCCUCGGUCACAGCCACGGCAUCGACAUCCUUGAGAAGCGUGCAGCGGCCGCUCCCUCGGCCUGCAAUGCCAAUCCUCCAGCUGUCGCUUCUGGACAAUACCCAGUCAUCGAUUGUGUCCCUUCCCCACAGGAUCCUCAGGUCCAGACGUGGCUCAAGUUGGUCGAUUUCACAAAGACACCAGUGUACCCACCCUCCACAGACGGCGUCUGCCCCACAGAUCUCACGACACUCCCCAAGGAUCAAUGCUGGUGGACGUGCCAGAAAUGUGAGGCCCCGAAUGAUAUCACGUCCUGCCCCACCCCGGGCACCUGGGGAUUGACUUAUGAUGAUGGUCCAUCGCCAGACUCGCCUCGUCUGUACGACAACCUCCUUCAGCACAACCAAAAGGCGACACUCUUCAUUGUCGGAUCCCGCGCUGUAAGCUAUCCUGCAACAUUGAAGCGUGCGUAUCAGGAAGGACAUCACAUUGCUAUCCACACAUGGUCCCAUCCUGCCAUGACCAGCUUGACCAAUGAGCAGAUCGUCGCGGAGCUCAAAUGGACUGAGAAGGCCAUCGUUGAUACGAUUGGUGUUACACCCCUCUACUGGCGCCCUCCUUUUGGUGAUGUUGAUAACCGCGUUCGUAACAUUGCGACGCAGUUGGGCUAUAAGACGUCGAUCUGGACUCAGGGCUUUGAUACCGACGAUUGGAACAUCCCCGCCAACAAGUCCACACCUCAAGCAGUGGUCGACACCUUCAAGUCAUGGCUGACCAAAAUCCCAGGCAUGAAGACCGGUUUUAUUGUCCUCGAGCACGACUUGUUUCCUCAGGAGGUCAAUGUCUCUGUGAAUGGCAUCUUGCCUAUUGCGUACGCAACCAAGAACUUGAUCAUGCAACCAAUCGUUCAAUGUUUGAAUGAUGGCAAGCCAUAUAAGGAGGGUGCAGGCACCUUCAAGUUACUGUCCAACAACAACACCUCUGGUGGCAACGGAGCCAAUCCCAGCGGUGCAGACCAAGCAGUGGUUGUUACAAGAACCCAGGCGAUGUUUGUCGCAGGCGUGACAUUCUUCAUGGCGGCCAUGGCUGGAAUGUAA
Molecule: messenger RNA, 1146 nt
Organism: Gamsiella multidivaricata
Lineage: Eukaryota; Fungi; Mortierellomycota; Mortierellomycetes; Mortierellales; Mortierellaceae
Exons: 4
Coding region: 1-1146 (381 amino acids)
Biological process (GO): carbohydrate metabolic process
Cellular component (GO): membrane
Molecular function (GO): chitin deacetylase activity
Source: RefSeq, a predicted model, not a curated record